AUCAGGUGGUUGGUCCAUCUCAGCCAAUAGUGGCAACAGUUGGUGAUGACAUCAUUUUACCAUGCCAUCUGAGACCUGCCAAGAAUGUUUCAGACAUGACAGUAGAGUGGGCGAGACCUGACCUGAACCCCAGGUUUGUUCAUGUGUGCCGUGACGGUGUGGAACUGGAGAGUAAGAAACAUCCGUCCUACAAAGGAAGAACAUCAGUGUCCAUCGACAAACUGAAGCACGGAGACAUUUCACUGACGCUCUCCAGAGUGACACUCUCUGAUGGGGGACAAUAUAAAUGCUUCAUUCCAGGACUGGGUCACUCUUUAAUUCAGCUUGUUGUUGGUGCUGUUUCUCCACCUUUCAUCGUGAGUAUUAACAUAACCAGCAGAGGAGUGGUGUUACAGUGUGAGUCUGCAGGCUGGCAUCCAGAGCCUGAGGUGCUGUGGCUGGACGGUGAGGGAAAGCUCCUCUCUGCUGGACCUACAGAGACAGUCAGAGGUCCUGAUGACCUCUAUACUGUCAGCAGCAGAGUGACUGUGGAGAAGAGACACAGCAACAGCUUCACCUGUAGAGUCCAACAGAGGAACAUCAACCAGACCAGAGAGACAACUACUCACAUUUCAGCUGAUUUCUUUACGACUCCACCAAGUUCAUCUACAAACAACAACAAAUCAUCAUGUAUCAACAAAUGUGUCAUUGCUUUGGUUGUUGUCUUUUUGUGCAGUCUCAUAGUUGCUUACGCUUGGUGGAACUGGAAACAAAACAAAUCAUGCCACUGCGCUCAACAAGGCAGCCCACAUGAUGAAACAGGCCAUAUGCUGUCUGCCCAUCCAACCCCGAAACCAGAACAUUCUACUCCAGCAAGACUCACUGGGAGGCACACCACACUUAGCUAGCUCAUCGUAAGAUGUCAGUGGCCAAUGUUUUUUCUGUUGUUCAAACAAUGACUUAAAUUAAGAAAGCCAACAAACUCUCUACAGAGAGUUAGUCGGCUUUCCUCUUGUGAUUUUGAAUUGUAAUAGCUUCCAAAAAGCCCUUAUUCUGCAGUGAUUUUGUCAUGGUUAAUGCAGACUAGCAUAAUAGGACAACGUAAUGGAUAUUGUAUUUACACUGAAUUUAAAUAAAGACAACCACAU
Messenger RNA from Epinephelus moara (kelp grouper), 1127 nucleotides. Its product is annotated as butyrophilin subfamily 1 member A1-like. The record is from RefSeq and is a predicted model, not a curated record. Bases 96 to 887 code for a protein of 263 amino acids. The transcript is spliced from 4 exons. Lineage: Eukaryota; Metazoa; Chordata; Actinopteri; Perciformes; Serranidae.